AUGAAUCCUCAAUUGACAUGGGGAGGCCAUUACGUCCAAGGGGUUCCGAUGGCAUAUUGGUGGGACCGGGCUUUGGCUGUCAUCAGGAUGGUAACCCAUCAACCAAAGUUAGAGGUCCCUUCCUACUACAACGUGAUACAAUUUACCACCAAGAACAAACCAAACAACAAAAGUGCAGAUGAACAAAUGAGCUCUACCGCGCAGACACUUCCUAAGUUGCUUUUUACAACCGCACCGGCGGUAUUGCUCAAGACGACUCCUCAGCCCAAGAAAAAAGCCACAAUGUUGGCUUACGGCAAAAAAUUUCCAAUUUAUGAUUUGCGUACUUUGUUGAAGGAUUUUUCUGAGAAGACUUUCACCAAGGAGAUGCUGGAAGACAGAAAUUUAUAUCUUCCUUUGUGGAAUGAAAUACCCUAUGGUUCGAUGGUCAUUAUGUCCCAUAUGAUUCACAUUGCACAACCUGCAACCGGUCGAAAUCAUUUUAAAUUGUUCAACUAUGCUAUGCAUAGUGGGGAUUUUUGCUGUCCAGUCCAACUGUUGACUAGAGAGUGGGUUGCAAAUAUGUACCUACUCUUUUCUUUUAAUUCUACAUAA
Molecule: messenger RNA, 594 nt
Organism: Psilocybe cubensis
Lineage: Eukaryota; Fungi; Basidiomycota; Agaricomycetes; Agaricales; Agrocybaceae
Exons: 3
Coding region: 1-594 (197 amino acids)
Source: RefSeq, a predicted model, not a curated record